AUGGGACCUAUAAGCAGCUCGCGAUACGAGCGCCAUCAACCCGCAAUGCAUGUCUCGGAUAUAAUCCAGGGCCCGUUCAUCUGGACCAAGGAUACUCCUAACCUUAUGUCAGUCUGUAUCAGCGUAUGUGUGCCCUUUCUGACCAUAGUGAGCUUGAGAGUCUUGCGAAUGCUGCCUGAGGCCUUCGUAUUCUCUGUUCCCUAG
This is a messenger RNA of Aspergillus tubingensis, 204 nucleotides long. RefSeq lists its product as uncharacterized. The record is from RefSeq and is a predicted model, not a curated record. Lineage: Eukaryota; Fungi; Ascomycota; Eurotiomycetes; Eurotiales; Aspergillaceae. The transcript has 3 exons. Bases 1 to 204 code for a protein of 67 amino acids.